Molecule: messenger RNA, 1961 nt
Organism: Mytilus trossulus (common blue mussel)
Lineage: Eukaryota; Metazoa; Mollusca; Bivalvia; Mytilida; Mytilidae
Product: solute carrier family 35 member F6-like
Exons: 13
Coding region: 47-1267 (406 amino acids)
Biological process (GO): transmembrane transport
Cellular component (GO): intracellular membrane-bounded organelle; membrane
Molecular function (GO): transmembrane transporter activity
Source: RefSeq, a predicted model, not a curated record
AAUUGAAAUCACGUGUCAGGUGUACAAAGUGUCACAUUAUUUAAAAAUGGCGCUCUCCGGGUUUCAGAUUGUUUUGAUGGUUGGAAUGCUUGUUACUGGAAGCAUAAAUACUAUUAGUAAAAAGGCACAAAAUGAUUGCAAAGUAGAAGGAUAUCCUGACAGAAGUGCUAACAAUACCAGAACAGUCCAUGAAUUUGAUCAUCCAUGGUUCCAAACACUGAUUAUGUUCUUUGGAGAAAUGAUAUGUUUGGGUGGUUUUUGUAUAGUAAGGAAGAAAGAAAGAGAUAAAAGGAGAAAAGAGUAUGCUGAACAAAACAAAGAUAUGACAGAUAUUCCUCCUCAACCAAGAAUAGUACAGUUGAUUGUAGCAGUACCUACCAUUUGUGACUUAGUUGGUACAUCAGUGGCUGGAAUAGGACUUAUAUAUGUUGAUGCUUCAGUGUGGCAGAUGUUACGAGGUUCGAUCAUCAUAUUUGCAGGAAUAUUAUCAAAAAUAUUUUUGAAAAGAAAGUUACGAGUAGUACACUGGUGUGGUAUGUUAGUAACAAUGAUUGGAUUGGUACUUGUAGGAUGUUCCAGUGUAUUCAAAUCUCAACAUACUGCUGGAGGGUCUAAAACUAUUCUAGGUAUUAUAUUAAUUCUUGCUAGUCAAGUAGUCAGUGCUAGUCAGAUGGUUAUAGAAGAAAUGUUUUUGAAAAAGAGAAGUCUCCAUCCAUUACAGGUAGUUGGAACAGAAGGAAGUUUUGGUGCUCUACUUAUGAUAGCGGUAGUUUUACCAGUGAUGUAUUUUAUACCAGGAUCAGAUGUCAAUAACAGUUACGAGAACAGUUUAGAUGCUAUAUACCAGAUAUUCAGUGAACCAAGACUUUUAGUGUUCUGUCUACUUUAUUUAUUAUCCAUAGCAUUCUAUAACUACUUUGGAUUGGCUGUAACUAAAUCUUUAACAGCUGUACACAGAACAUUAAUUGAUGCCUGUAGAACUAUAUUGGUUUGGGUUGUAGAUCUACUUAUCUUUUAUGCUUUUGACAAGGAUUUUGGAGAACCUUUUGACAAGACAUAUGGACUACUUCAAGUUGAUGGAUUUCUCUUCCUGCUGAUUGGCACUGCUCUAUAUAAUGAACUUGUGGUGGUUCCCUGUAUACCUUGUUUGAGGAAACCAGUACCAGUACAGGAAGUAAAUGUGGAAGCUCCUAACCGUGGCAACAUACAAUAUGCUAGUGACUCAGAUGAUGAUAUAACAAGACCAUUAUUAAGGGAUAAAAAAUAAAAGUUGAUGUGUUCAACAAACAAAAUAUUAUAAACGAUAAGUUUCUGAUAUAAACGUUGUUACAUUGUCAACUUUGUAUAAAUAUUUUUUUAAUGAUUUUUUUAACAAAAGAAAAUGGAAAGAGGGAUCCAACAUGAUGUAUAGAGAGGAUCAUAUAGCAUUAGAAGAUAUACUCUUAAUGAUAUAGUCAUACUGUUAAAAGUAUUAUACACAAAAUACUCAAUAUUGAUUGUUUCCAUGCAAUAUAUUUAUGCAAUGUAAACUUUAUCUGUGUUUAACCUAUGCAUAUUUGUUGAAUUUAAUUGAUAAUGUAUGUACAUGUAUAUUCACAUCUUUUCAUGUUGGCCUUUUGAUACUUUUAAAACAAGCCAUAUUCUGAAACUUAUUUACCAUUUGGAGCUUUGCACAUGGUAUAGACCUUGAGCUAUUGUUAAAAACUGUAUGCUUGCCCUUUCAAUGUCUCCUCUGGUCUUAUCGUAUUAUAAAAGAAUCUUGAGGUUUUAUAGAAAAAGAACGAUGGAUCAAUACUCCAUAAAUAGGUCAAAUAAAUAAAUGAGUAGAGAAAAAUAUAACCAUAAAAAAAGUCUGAGAAUAAACAGGUGCUAUACAUCUAUAUUUAAUGUGUUGAUUGGGUUGCUGCCUCAUCGAAGUAUCCCUAUAUUUUCUUUUUGUUAAUAAUGAAUUGUGUAAAUAA